This is a messenger RNA of Photinus pyralis (common eastern firefly), 2086 nucleotides long. It is a transcript of the gene Slh, whose product is annotated as protein sly1 homolog. NCBI's taxonomy places the organism in Eukaryota, Metazoa, Arthropoda, Insecta, Coleoptera, Lampyridae. Gene Ontology annotation, molecular function: syntaxin binding. Gene Ontology annotation, biological process: endoplasmic reticulum to Golgi vesicle-mediated transport; intracellular protein transport. Gene Ontology annotation, cellular component: cytosol; Golgi membrane. The record is from RefSeq and is a predicted model, not a curated record. Bases 133 to 2010 code for a protein of 625 amino acids. The transcript has 11 exons.
UAACCUGACGAAAACUUCACAAACGUCAAAUUUGUCAUCACAACAUGAACCACGUAGGCUGCACAACAAACAAAUUUAUUAUUAGUUAAUUGUAAAAACAGUGUGUAAAUUGUAGUUUAAUUAAAAUUCAACAUGUCCAGCAUAAGACAGAAGCAAAUUAUUGCCUUAAAGCAAAUGUUAAAUCUAAACCAAACCACGACGAAAUCCUCGCUGGCCGAACCCGUCUGGAAAGUCUUAAUCUACGAUAGAGCGGGACAAGACAUUAUUUCCCCUCUGAUAUCCGUCAAAGAGCUACGAGAGUUGGGUAUUACGCUUCACGUACAGUUGCACAGCGAUCGCGAUCCCAUUCCGGAAGUGCCCGCCAUAUACUUUUGCGCCCCUACGGAAGAGAACCUAGGCAGGAUCACGCAAGACUUUCAACGAGCCGUUUAUGACAUUUAUCAUCUUAACUUCAUUUGUCCGAUUUCUAGGCAAAAAUUGGAAUAUCUGGCGGCGGCUGCUAUUCAGUCAAAUUGUGUUGCGAGCAUACACAAGGUUUACGACCAGCACAUUAAUUUUAUUUCCUUAGAAGAUGAUAUGUUCAUCCUCAAACAUCAAAAUAGUGAUUCCUUAUCAUAUUAUGCAAUCAAUAAGGCAGAUUUGAAAGACUCAGAAAUUGACGAGGUCAUGGAUGCGAUCGUCGAUAGUUUAUUUUCCGUUUUUGUAACUGCAGGGACCGUGCCAAUAAUUAGAAGUCCGAAAGGAAAUGCGGCCGAAAUGGUCGCCAAAAAGCUCGACAAGAAGCUUAGGGAGAACUUAUUCGACGCCAGGAAUAAUUUAUUUCACACCGACACGCAUACUGGAAGUUUUAACUUUCAAAGACCCUUGCUGAUAAUUUUAGACCGAAAUGUUGACAUGGCGACACCUUUACAUCAUACCUGGACCUAUCAAGCUCUCACCCACGAUUUACUUAAUCUCACCCUAAACAGGGUAAUCGUCGAGGAAAAUUCUUCUAGCGGAGGUGCCAAGACCAAAAGUCGACCGUGUGAGUUGAACUCGAACGACAAAUUUUGGGUGACCCACAAAGGCUCACCUUUUCCAAUGGUCGCCGAGGCUAUCCAGGAGGAGUUGGAAGAGUACAAAUCAUCUGAGGACGAGGUGAAGAGGUUAAAAAGCUCUAUGGGUAUUGAUAAUGAAAACGACGCCGCUCUGUCGAUGGUAUCCGAUAAUACUGCACGUCUAACGUCGGCUGUAAAUUCAUUGCCACAACUGAUAGAAAAAAAACGACUUAUAGACAUGCAUACCACGAUAGCUACUGGAAUCUUAAAUUUUAUAAAACAGCGAAAAUUCGAUACAUUUUUUGAACUGGAAGAAAAAAUUAUGAGCAAAGCAAAUGUAGAAAAGAAUCUAGCGGAUAUUUUGACAGAUCCCGAAAUAGGUACCCCCGAAGACAAAAUGAGGUUAUUUAUUAUCUAUUACAUUUGCACACCUAGCAUUUCUGAUAGUGAGUGUACGAAAUACGAAAACAUCCUUCAAGCGGCAGGAUGCGACCUUUUGCCAUUAGUGUACAUCAAAAGGUGGAAGAGCUAUACGAAAAUGAUGGGCGGUACAAAUCAAUACGAGGGCGCCGGAACAAAAACUGUGAAUAUGUUUUCCAAAUUAGUCACUCAGGGUUCAUCGUUUGUCAUGGAAGGUGUUAAGAAUUUAGUUGUAAAAAGACAUAAUCUGCCCGUUACUCGAAUUGUAGAUCAUUUAAUCGAUUUUAAAAAUAGCCCGGAAUUGGAAGAAUACCAUUACUUAGACCCCAAACAGUUGAAAUUAACCGAAGUUCCACGAAAUAGGGCACCAUUCCAAGAUGCAUUUGUUUUCAUUGUCGGCGGAGGCAGUUACACGGAAUAUCAAAACUUGGUGGAUUACGCAAAACAAAAGAAUGCAUCAGGCAGUACCAAACGGAUAGUAUACGGAGCAACUACACUAAAUACACCUAAGCAAUUUUUAAAACAGUUACUGUUGCUUGGCCAGGAAGCAUAGACCAGUUUUUAAGAGGCUUUAAUUGUAUUUUGCAUUCAAUGGCAUUUACUAAUAAAAAAAAAACAAUUUAAAAGCC